Radiomyces spectabilis is the source of this 911-nucleotide messenger RNA. RefSeq lists its product as uncharacterized. Bases 157 to 543 code for a protein of 128 amino acids. Lineage: Eukaryota; Fungi; Mucoromycota; Mucoromycetes; Mucorales; Radiomycetaceae. The record is from RefSeq and is a predicted model, not a curated record. The transcript is spliced from 2 exons.
UGCUUGAUACCUGAUUGGAUGAACUUUAUAUUUCAAACUCCUAAAGACAGCUGGUUUUUCACCACUUCUUCGCGCUUCCUCUCUUUUUUUUCGUGUUUCCUCAAAAGAUAAGUCAUAAUUUACUUGAUUUGUUUUAUUAACCUUGGCAAGGAAAGCAUGAUGAAAAGUCUGCAUAUGAGCCCUGCCCUUCGUCGGAGAAAUAUUCUAGCCUUGAUAGCAUUUGCUGUAGCAUUUGCGUCCCAGCUGGGAGUGGGAGCCGUAGCUUAUCAUCAUGGAAAGAAGGUCCAGUUGUACCCUGCCCUUCAUCGGAGAAAUAUUCUAGCCUCGAUAGCAUUUGCUAUAGCAUUUACGUCCCAGCUGGGAGUGGGAAGUGACCUUCUUUCUCUUGCCAAAUAUCCGUUGGCAGAAGCACAAACUAAUUCGCGGUUUUCAUUCAGGAUAUGUCUCUCUGUGCGAGACGAUCAUGAGGAGUUAGCUGACGACAACUCAUGCCGGCUACCAGGGGUUACAAUCGGUGAUCUACCAUACAACCUUUAUCAAUGACCACAGUAACUCAGGCGGUUUCUUUGUAUUCUUAGCUCUAUGCUACUUCAUGUCUCGUGUGGUCUUUGUAGGAUCUUCGUGUAUGACUUCAGGGGCACUGUUUCUGCAGCAAGAAAAGCCUCUCCUGAACCUUUGUACCACUAACAGAUCUAUUUUCUCUCGCCGGUGAGUUGUCCAGGAAACAUAGAAAAUUCCGCAAUCGUUAGGACUGCCAUGCAACAAUAUUCGUUAAUUACAGCCGAAUGUUUCACUUGGAAAGUUCAGUUUUGAUAACAUUCCAUCGUAAUACGUAAAAUAAACAGAAAGGAAGGCUAGGAAGAAAAGAAUUGAAAUAGAAUCGCUUUUAUUUGUAUCUUAUUGCUUCUGAC